This is a messenger RNA of Athene cunicularia (burrowing owl), 1202 nucleotides long. It is a transcript of the gene TMED3, whose product is annotated as transmembrane p24 trafficking protein 3. Gene Ontology annotation, cellular component: COPII-coated ER to Golgi transport vesicle; COPI vesicle coat; endoplasmic reticulum. NCBI's taxonomy places the organism in Eukaryota, Metazoa, Chordata, Aves, Strigiformes, Strigidae. Gene Ontology annotation, biological process: intracellular protein transport; endoplasmic reticulum to Golgi vesicle-mediated transport; Golgi organization. The coding region runs from base 78 to 614 and encodes 178 amino acids. The transcript is spliced from 2 exons. The record is from RefSeq and is a predicted model, not a curated record.
GGGGCACCCCGGGGCUCGGCUUUCCCCAGCCCGGGGACGGGCACGGUGCCGGCUGGCUGAGCAGAGCCGCUCCCUCCAUGGCUCCUGCCACGUUGUAUGGCCAAUGCCACCUGCGUAACCGCGCCCAGGUGAUCACCGGGGGACACUACGACGUGGACUGCUACGUGGAGGACCCCAACGGCAGGACGAUCUACAAGGAGACCAAGAAGCAGUACGACAGCUUCCCGCACCGUGCCGAAGUCGAGGGCGUCUACACCUUCUGCUUCAGCAAUGAGUUCUCCACCUUCUCCCACAAAACCAUCUACUUCGACUUCCAGGUGGGCGAUGAGCCGCCCAUCCUGCCCGACAUGAGCAACCGCGUCACGGCCCUGACACAGAUGGAGUCGGCCUGCGUCACCAUCCAUGAGGCUCUGAACACAGUGAUCGACUCCCAGACUCACUACCGCUUGAGAGAAGCGCAGGACCGGAGCAGAGCUGAAGAUCUCAAUGGCCGGGUCUCGUACUGGUCGGUUGGGGAAACCCUCAUCCUCUUUGUGGUCAGCAUUGGGCAAGUGAUGCUGCUGAAAAGCUUCUUCACUGAGAAGAGACCCGGCAGCGGCGGGGCCAGCACCUAGAGCCGCAGCUGCUCCGUGCCCGGACUGCGGUGGGGGCGUGCGGGCAGCAUUCUUCUGGGUCGCACUUCGCCUCGGGUUUCUGCAAGGUGCUGCCAUGGGGAGGGGGCUGGGGGGAGCAGAGGAUGGCAUGGCGCUGCUGAGCCGGGUAGGGAAUGGACCCCCCAGCACCGUCAUCCCCCAGCCGAUCCCCCCAGCAUCACUUCAUGCUUUGCCUUCACCUGCCCUGCGGCCCCAUCCCCGGGUUUGAAGGGGACACACAGCCUCCCAGCAAAUCAUUUCCCACAUCGCAGGAGCAAGCGCCAUGCCCGUUACAGGGUGGGAUUUUCCUAUUUACAUGGGUCCACACCUGGAGGUCGGCCCCCUGCACCUCCCCUCCUGCCCCACAGACCGUGAGAGCAGGCACAGCUCUUCCCACCCAUGCCGAGGAAGCGCCGUCCCCCCACCAGCAGCAGCGAGGACCCCCUGCACCCCCUUUCCCUGGAGUCCCACAAAGCAGAGACACCCCCCCCACAAGAGCGGGCAGGGGAUCGCUCCUCCGAAGCAGCCCUGCUGGCAUUUUAUUUUGCCACUUCGUAAUAAACCCCCAUG